Messenger RNA from Didymosphaeria variabile, 621 nucleotides. RefSeq lists its product as uncharacterized. NCBI's taxonomy places the organism in Eukaryota, Fungi, Ascomycota, Dothideomycetes, Pleosporales, Didymosphaeriaceae. The coding region runs from base 1 to 621 and encodes 206 amino acids. The record is from RefSeq and is a predicted model, not a curated record. The transcript has 2 exons.
AUGCUUGCUCACUGGAAGAUUGAAAUUGCGAGGCUUGAAUUGCCUGAGGCCUCGCUCGAGCUCACCAUCGUUGAGGACGAAGGUUGCUCUCCUAUUGUGUUGGUACCUGAGCUUGAGGGCGUAGUGGAUCCGUCGCUAGGCGAACUUGAAGGCACUGACGCCGUUGAGCUGAUUUCGCUCUUUGUUGGCCCAGACGUUGACGACAUGACGGAAGAGCUCCCUGUGGAAUUGUAUACUGAGGUAGAGCUUCCUGUCGAGCCGACACUACUGAGCGACCGAUGCGUAGUCAAGUUGGUGAGCGCUGUAGAAGACCCCGAGUAUGUAGACAAAGACGAUGUAGUUGCGGCCGAGGUGGUAGCUGAUAUGACUUCACUUGAUAAAUUUCCUGAAGUCUGGUAUAAGCUGUUGCUGAAAGAAGAGACACUUGCCGAAGCAUUCACAGAUAGCGUGGGCGUCGUCAAAGUACUAGAUUCCGUAGGAUUGGUGCCGUUGGAUGAAUUCCCUCCUGUAAGGUUUGAACUGCUGCUUCCAGAAGCUACGCGCUGUGAUGAUAUCCUGGAUGAGCUCAAGGAUGGUUUUGGCGGCUUUGAGGUCCCGAUAAUCAAAGAAGACGUGUUAUGA